AGGAACUCCCGUGAAGACGUUGGAGUCGAAGCUCCUCUGUGAGGGUUGAAUUUUUAAUAAAGACUAGUUAAUUUGACAGCAUGAGCAGUCAUAUUUCUGUUUGGCUUUAAUUUAACUACCAAACAUGGUAGUUAACCCCGCGCCAACCUGGGGGUUGAUUCAGACUGUGAACUACGGAGAAGAAUGCCUUUGUUGGUACGCUAGCUAGUGUUAGCUUUCAUGAUGGGAAAGUAAGAAGCAAAAUAUAAAGUUACACUGACUGACCCUUGAGAGGACUGUCGUUUUUUAAAAGAAGAAACACGACGAGAAAAGAGAGGUCUGUCUGUGUGUGCCUUUAGCUACCUCCGAACCGCUUACACGAUGAAGAACUGCGAGUACCAGCAGAUAGAUCCACGGGCACUGUCGGUGACCCCGCUGUCGGCGCAGAAUCUCGGGGAGAAGAAGGCGCAGUCGCCCCGGAGGAAAUGGGAAGUGUUCCCCGGGAAGAACAGGUUUUUCUGCGAUGGGCGACUCAUUCUUUCCCGACAGAGCGGUGUCCUUCCUCUGACAAUGGGCCUUAUUGUUGUCACCUGUGGCCUUUUCUUUGCAUUUGAUUGCCCGUUCCUGGUGAGGCACCUGACCGUCUUCAUACCUGUGAUCGGCGGGGUGCUUUUUGUGUUUGUGGUCAUCUCCCUGCUGAGAACCAGCUUUACCGAUCCAGGCAUUUUACCCAGAGCCACUCCAGAUGAAGCUGCAGACAUAGAGCGGCAGAUAGAUACCUCAGGAUCCUCUACAUACCGCCCUCCUCCGCGGACCAAGGAGAUCCUCAUCAACCAGCAGGUGGUAAAGCUCAAAUACUGCUUCACCUGUAAGAUGUUCCGCCCUCCUCGCACCUCCCACUGCAGCCUGUGCGACAACUGUGUGGAACGAUUUGAUCACCACUGUCCAUGGGUGGGAAACUGUGUGGGAAAACGCAAUUACCGCUUUUUCUACAGCUUCAUCGUCUCCCUAUCUUUUCUCACGUCUUUUAUAUUUGGCUGUGUCAUCACACACAUCACCCUGCGUUCUCAAGAAGGUAAAAGCCUCGUUCAAGCCAUUCAAGAGAGCCCUGCAAGUGUGGUGGAGUUGGUGAUUUGUUUCUUCUCCAUCUGGUCUAUUUUGGGCCUCUCAGGCUUUCACACCUACUUAGUAGCUUCUAAUCUCACCACAAAUGAAGAUAUAAAGGGAUCCUGGUCAAGUAAAAGGGGUGCAGAGGAGUCUGAAAACCCAUACACUUAUAACAGCAUUAUAACUAACUGCUGCGUAACGUUAUGCGGCCCCAUGCCUCCGAGUCUGAUCGACAGAAGAGGUUUCCUUCCUCCGGAUGAGCCGAUCCCUGCUGCUUCUGCCUCAGAUUUAGAGCUGCCCCCCUUCAGGGCCAAGAAUGAUGCAAACAUGUGCACUCAGAGCACAAAGGAUGUGCUGGAGAGGGUGGUCCACUCCUCAGACUUUCCUGUCCUUUGCUCCCCCGGGACCCCAAAGACUACCCCUCAGGUCCUGAAUGUUUCUAGCCGCGCAGCCCCAACCACAGAGCCUUCGCCGUCUGUUGGCUGCACACAACAGCAAGCUCGCCAGCCAGCGGCCACUGCAUGCCCCCCAUUCAGCCGAAGCAACAAGAGGGACUCGCUGCACUCGAUCAAUCCAGCCUUCCGUCUGGCUUCUCCUUCACCCACGCUUAGCCGCACCACACUGAUAUUAGGGGAUGCACCCGACACUGGCUUUAAUCCACUGCACUGAGCGGACUCCGGCUGCACUGCUCAUCGCUGGUCUGGCUAUAACCUCUUUCGUUGUGGUGGUCAUGAUGCAUGUUGCGAUUUGUUUCAUCAAGACGUCAUUGUGAGGAGUUGUGGAUUAAGUUGCACCACCAGUGUCACACUGUAUGUGUCCUUCAGAAUUUAAGUAAUUCUUAGUAACACUUGGAAGCACAAUAUAGAGAGAUAUUUUUUUAAACACCUUUUUUUAAGACGCCCAGAACAUGCCUCCACAACCUCAGCAGAACCUCAGUGUUUAAGUUCCUGCUAUUAUCUUAUGCAAACGGGUAUGAAAAUCUGGGUUUACGUACAUUUCGACUGUGGAUGCAAGAAGUUUGGACUUGCCGACCUGGUAUGCUCUGGAUAGCGAGCCAUUUCAGGAUUAUUUAUUAACUAUAUCAGGAUUAUCAACUCAAGAGUUGGCCUUAUGUCUGAUUCGGUUAUGUCCUGUCAUUUCCUGUCUAGAUGUACAUGAUCGCAGUGUAAUCAGGCGGUUUAGCAGUUUGGAGAUAAAUUAAUAAUCAGAGCGUGAAGGAUGGGCAAGGUACAAUUUAGUUGUUUUUUUUUUAAUGUCUUUAUUUCAGGGGUUUUGUUUUAUUUAUUAAUCACCUCUGCAUGUCUUGCAUAUCAGAAAUGACAUUUUUCUGGAGGUUCGUCAUGUUUAUAUGGACAGCUAUAUUCAACCUGGGCAAGGUGAGGUAAAUUUGUUUGGGUUUUACCAGGAAAUAGCUUCCACAUAUUAUUUUUUUAUUCUUCAGUCUGUUGCUCAUACUUUAGACAUCAAAGUAUUUAAAUCAAAUUUGCUGCUUCCUGCCAGGAUAUGAAUAGUGCUAUUUAUCACUCUUUUUAGUGUUACUGUGAUCUGCUGGGCUGCUUUAGGGACGGGUGAGCAUCUGUUCAGUCUUUGCCUAAGGGCAGGAAGACUGUAUAUUACUGCAGGCACUAUUUUAGCAGAACAAUGUUUGGAUGGAUGGAUGGAUGAGACCUCUUUCAUGUCUGUGACCUUCGUCCACAUUGACAGCAUGAAACCUGCUCCCCUUUCUGUGAUGGUGGAGAACAAUUUAUUUAAAAGAAGAAGGCAGGAGCUUUGUGCCACUAGAGGGCACCAUAUGAGUACAACAGUUUGAGUGAAACGGUUAGGGAGGGGGAAAAGGCUUUUCUGUGUGUUAUUUAUUCAUUUUGUAACUGAGCUUUGGAGCUGUAUGUAGGUUGUGAGUUUGUGAAGAACUACAUCGCCAUAGUGGGUCAUUCAUUUAUCAAAUAUCAGUAUCAAGACCCAUAGGUAGAGUAGGCGACUACAAGCAGCGCUUGUAUGAACAAACGUUUGUAUUUUGUAUGGUGUAGCAGUGCAACUGUAACAUUUGAUCAAUAAAUAUCAUCAGACUUGGUGA
Pelmatolapia mariae (spotted tilapia) is the source of this 3160-nucleotide messenger RNA. RefSeq names its product zinc finger DHHC-type palmitoyltransferase 18a (gene zdhhc18a). Gene Ontology annotation, biological process: protein targeting to membrane; peptidyl-L-cysteine S-palmitoylation. Gene Ontology annotation, molecular function: protein-cysteine S-palmitoyltransferase activity. The record is from RefSeq and is a predicted model, not a curated record. Gene Ontology annotation, cellular component: Golgi apparatus; endoplasmic reticulum. Bases 361 to 1755 code for a protein of 464 amino acids. The transcript has 9 exons. Lineage: Eukaryota; Metazoa; Chordata; Actinopteri; Cichliformes; Cichlidae.